CAAAUGAGACCAUGCAAAGUUUAAUUAGCUCGAUUCUGAAUAAUUAUUGUCGUCUGUACGAAAAACUACGGUUAAGCCAAGUCUAAUUCUCUGGCGGAGUGGGAAAUAUAAUUAUAUGGGCCAUGUUCGGUGGAGAUGGGCCAAUCAGCUACGUGGUGAAUAUCAAAUGAACUUUUAUGGAUAUUUAAUUACCAUUACAGGCUGGUAGCAGAAGAUAUAACAGACAGAUGGCAUAAUGGUUGACAGACGUAUACUACCUGGACGAGUGCACUGUACUACCACACACCAUCCAUACUGACGAGAAGAUGGAUGAGGGAAAGACAACAGCCGACCAGCCGACUCACGGAUGGCGUCACAGAGUGCUCCGCAUCCUACGGAUCCCCGCGGUCAAGGUGCUCCGGGUAUUCCGUCGCCCAAUCCGAAAGCAUCGCUCCGGGUUAGGUACUCUCCCUACGUACGGUGCUACGGAGGACUGUGAUGAAACCUUGCUCUCAAGUAUGACCCAGGGAGAACAGCAGAAUGAUGAUCACAUUGAUGACUCCAUUGCUGCAACCGAUGACGGACCGAAGCGAAGCUUGCGUAAACGGAUGACGAAGACGUUGCGGAGGUGGGUGCAGCAUUACGGCUACAGCGCACUGUUGUGCGGAUCACCGCUUAGUACUGCGUACAUAGCACGUGAUAUUCAGCAGCGAAUCACCUUGAACCACGAAUAUGUAGAGAUGCUAGACCUUUAUAUGCCUUCUUGCGUAUUCUACUGAGCAUCUAAGUAAUAACUUUGUAGCUCUGCAUAUUUGCAUCUGCAAUUUCCCAUUAAAUAUGUCUAACUGAAGUAUUAUUUCAUUUAUAAGUAUUGAAUUUGGUAUUUCUUGUCAUCUUAGUGAUUACGCCUUUCCAUACACUGUCGGGAGCCAAAAUGUGGAUUCUUGGCCUCUUGGUUUAUUCAACGUAAAAUAACAGCAGAUCUGCGAAACUGCAACCAGCAAUCGUACACCGGAUGGCCGUGUCGCUAGCUGGUGCAAGGAAGCAGCCACAGGACUUGUUGAUAAUUGUCUGGAAGAGGAUGAGACGGUCUCCGACUGAAAUUAAACCCGUGAACUGGUUUUUCAUGAAUCGCACAAUAGGUGAUGGUAAAGUGCUGACAAACGGUGUCACGAAAGGAGUGAUGCUGUGAGAAUUCUGCGCAAAAAGAUGUGUACAGCCAAGAAUAGCUUCUCCAAAAAGGCAACAUCCAAAAAGAACUACAACACAUCAAGACUAUCCUUCAGCUCAACGGAUACAAACAACGCCAGAUCAACUCCUCCAAACCCACCAACUCUCAUGACCCCAAUUCCAACCCCUGUACAGCCCUCGGUAUGUUUUCCUUACUUAGGUGUCG
Messenger RNA from Patiria miniata (bat star), 1375 nucleotides. RefSeq lists its product as uncharacterized. NCBI's taxonomy places the organism in Eukaryota, Metazoa, Echinodermata, Asteroidea, Valvatida, Asterinidae. The transcript is spliced from 3 exons. The record is from RefSeq and is a predicted model, not a curated record. Bases 306 to 758 code for a protein of 150 amino acids.